CGCCCAUCCUUACUGCGCCAAGAUGGUUGUUCGCCUGUGUGCACACGUCGGCUCGUUAUGAGUGCUCCAAAAAAUGGAAAUUAAUGAGUAAUCCAUCUGCCCCAUUACAAAGCUAUUGUAAACCUCGAAAAACAACUGGGAUGGCAGUCUCGGUGUUUGCCUGUAAUUUACCGGAAGUGUCGUUCGCUCCGAACAUUUAGUGAAAUGAUCUGAUAUUUGGUGGUAAUUGCCUUGAGACAUGGCUCGCAGCCAGAAGUACGGCAACGAAACGCUGGAUGCGUUGAACAAAGGCUGCUUGGAUUCCUAUGAUGCUGUUGCCUGCGGUCGCAUUAGUAUUAUCGUCGUUAUCAGUGCAGUUACUUGUUUCUUUGCUGUCCUCAAGAUUGUCAAGUAUCAUGCCUACAAGCAUCCCCAGAUGCACCACUACGUUAUUUUCUAUGUAUCCGUCAUCCAGUGUUUUGUCUGUGCUGCCAGUGCAGUAUUUGGCAUUCGGUACCUUCAGCUGGACUUUGCUCCGAGUUUUCUGAAGCUCCUCCAGUUCAUCCUGAUCUGUCAUCUCCACUGGUCAGUGGCUGCCAGGUCCAGACACCGGGAUGACAUCGUUCAGCACGUCGUCAAUCCUGUGCUGUGUUUGUACAUGCUGUACUGUACCACUGUCGUUCUCAUGGGAAUGGUGGACAUCAGUGGAACCUGGACAGAGUGCCUACGUCCCUACUGGCUCAUGCUAUCAAGCGCAGACUUCCUAGCCGUCCAAGUGUUCGCAGUAGUGGCUCUGUACCUCACCCACAACAGUGAGCACGCUAUAUCAACCCUGAUGUUACCAGCAGCGAAUUCCCAGACUCGAGACCUCUGGCUCGUCACAGCUGUCUACGAAGUGUCAGCCGUCGUCUCAGUCGUCUUCGACGCAGUGAUGUCGUUCAUGGGACGAGAGGAGUCCGGAUGCAGUGGAAUCUACGGACACGUCCAGAUAUACUACAGUCUCGUGAUGUCCACUGUUUUGGUGCUAAAGUACUUCCUCCCCACGUGGACAAUUCUCUGCGUUUUCCAACCUUCAAGGGUCAAAUCCAGACCUUCGGAGGUCGCUCUCACCUCCCACUAUAAUACCGAUGGCACCUGCUACAAUCAAUACAGGAGAAUGUUUUUUAAUCAGAACGGGGGAAAUCCCAGUAAUCUUCAGUACCCAGCUAUUCCUUAUCCCUCGGAUUCACCCAUUUAUGGGAGCUUCGGGGACUUUUCAUACACUGACAGCUCACCAGACAUCUCUCCUAGCAUUGGUCAAUACUGGCCUGGAAUGGAAGAUGAUAAUCAGGGGUCUUAUGAGAAGCAUUUUAUGAGUGUUGGCAGGCAGAACCUCGAGACUCAGUAUCGCAUCGAUCAAAAUCGUCAGAAUCUCGAGAAGAACCUGAAAAUGCAUGAGGAGGAUAAAAAGAAGAAUAAUCUCACUACUAUCAAUGAGGAGACUGGUAACAUGAUGGAGAGUCCACGAGACUGACGAGCUUCUGGGGAAUAUCCAGAUGGCUUAUCUGUGGCAGCUAGAUGCUCUCAUAUUCAAGGGAUAAAUCACUCACUUUCUCCAUGAGUAAGAUGAUAAACAGGACUUUUCUGUGAUCCCACUGACACCAAUAAUGCAAGUUUCUCUGGCCGUUUGUUUGAUCUUUCUUUGGAAGGAUUCGAGAUACAGUAGGAGAAAACAACUGUUUGGCUGAAGAUGUCAUUGUUGCAAGAAAGUAUUCUGUCCAUUUUUUAUAAUCGUGAAUUCUUAUAAUAAAUUAUUUAGCCGAAAAUUUGGUAAAGUGAGGUAAGUGCAAUUUUAUAGACGUUCUUCGCUCGUUGGGAUAAGAAAAUUAUUCAUCACGGGAUUUUAAACUUUUUUCAUUAGCAAGAGAAUAUUUUCUUGGAUCAAUAAAAUCUUAGUUAUUAAAAACAGUUCAUUUUUUCGGUACGUGUAUCGGUAAGAUGGCCUCAUUAUUAUUUUCGCGAGUUCGAAGGUCAAUUUUGUUACUGCGUACUAUAAAAUCAAAAAAUUGGUAAUUGGGCACUUUUCAUGAAUUCGCGAUAAAUUGAUAGAAGGAGAAUAUUUCAUUUUUUAAUGGUACAAUUAAAAUGAAUAGUGGAUGAAGGAGAACAUGAAAUAUAUUAAACAUUUCUUCGAAAGCCAAGGCUUUGAAAUCUUGACUUCUUAUCAAAAUUAAUUGGUAUUAAAACUUCUGAUUUUUGGAGCAAAUAUGAAGAAACUUUUGUUAUCAAAGAUUUGAUAAUGAGCUAUAACAAAGUUCCUUAAUAUUUCCACUCAAAUCAAUAGUGUUUCCGAUAAAUCAGUAAUUAACGAAAACGUAAGAUUGAAUUUAUGAAGGAUAGACCAAUUUUUCAUUGCAUUAAUGUAUGGAGUCUUCAUUUUGUCUGAAGCUCCUCUAAUUCCAUUUGUAACAUUGCUCACAAUCUUAUGGAAUUUUGAACAAGGUCAUUUAUCCAGAUUAAUCAAUUGUUUAUCAUUCAUGUACGAUAUAGAUUAAAAGUGUGGAUAGAAAAUAAAUACGUAAGACUGGAAGCAGUCGAUGGCAAUAGACGUAGGCUAAUGCGUCAUGCCAAUUUCAUAAGACUGUAUUUGUGGAUGUUCGCGUUAGAGUCAACGUCCUUGUUUAUUGCAAUAUCUUUCGAUAAGCUGAGAAUUAAGGAAGUAGGUUUAAUCCUUGUGAGUUGACCGAGAGUUAUUUGUACUGAAUUGGUAACGAUUCGCCAUUGGUUAAAGUAUGGAGAUGACAGAAUUACUGGGUUUGCCGAUGAUAGGACAUUGAAAGAUUUAAUGGGACGAUGAAACCAUCCUUCCAAAUGCUGUGAUGAGAGUUAAUUAAUUUAUCGAAUGAAUUGAACAUAGAUUUAUAGAUAUUUUAUCUUCACUGAUAUUUCUCGCAUUUUUCGGUUUCUCUGAUUUGAUGCGAACCAAUUUUUAAACGAAGUCGAAGAUAUUGACACUGGAGAGUGGCGAAUUAGUGCUUUCGGCUUUUUGACAACACUUAUAAUUCAUUGAAUAAUUGAAUUAUGAGUGAAGGGGGAUUUUUUCUGUGAAAAGUAAGAGGAAUAGAACAAGGCGAAAGUGCUCUACUCUCGUUAGUUUAGGUAUACUAUUCAGUAAAGAAGUGGAAUGUCACAGUUUCGUUAAAAAUCAAUUGAUCUAAAAAGAACAACUGGUUUUAGGAGGAAAAAUUAAAAGACUUAUUACCGAAAAUUUAAUGACCUACAAAAAACUCGUUUAUUGUAUUCCGAGGAAAAGUCCCGAAUAACUCAAUUCGUGUGUUCAUUAUUUUCGGCAUUUAAACGUCAUACAAUAAAAUAUCAUUACGGAUAAAUUGGUAACAGUUAUUUUGAACAAAUAUUGAAAAUAACGUUCACCAAUCAUUGAUAUACUAUUAGUACUUCCUUCUCAAAUCGAUUGUUUUGAAUAUAUGUCGACAACUAAGAAAAUUGUUAAUUUACGAUUGUCUCAUUUCUCCAUUUCGCUACUGAAUAGAAAUUCUCAUUAAUACUCAGUUUGCAUCUUCACUCAAGAUAUUCGCUGUAGUUUUAAGAAUCACUUGUCAGUGAUGAGUGAUAAUCUCGUUAUUGUAGUGAAUAUUUACAACGAAGUUAAUCUCAGUAGAGAAUUCAUAAGAAUCAGCUACGACACAUCACAUGUGUGACAGUUCUAUACGAUUUGAGGAACAUUCUGGUGCAUUUUAAAGUCUGGAAUGCUCUCUUUUAAGAGUACAGGAACAGCCAUUUUAUUUUACUCAGGGGAAAACCAGUGAGAAGCUUCAGGACAUGAUUAAUAUCUGGUUCCCCUUGUAUUUUCCACUCAUGUGAGUGAUGAUAUUCACGUGUCAUGCGAAUUUUUUAAUAAGACAAUGUGCCAAAAUUAUCGGUAUUGAUUCCGAUAUCUCUCGAGAGAAUGCGGAACGAAAUUGACUUCACUUUGCAUUUCGUAUUUUUAAUCACAAGAUUGGUCUAUUUUUUCUUAACUAUUUAGAUUACUUUUAAUGCAAUCAGUGCAUCACAUGUGUAGUCAAACAAUUUUGUAAAUAUAAUUUCGACGAUAAUUGCAGUUAUAUUCAGAUGCUAUUUUAUGUACAGCAGACUCUCGUUACAGUCGCCUGUAUGGGGUUGAAGGGUAAGCUAAUUCGAAUACGAGGAGAAUUUAUUUUUCGGCUUUAUUUUCCCCGCAAUUCAAAUCCUCGCCGGACGAAACAAUGGAUUGCUUACAUCUUGGAGCCCCGAGUUACUAGAAUGAGCAAAGAAAGAAAUGCGAUAAAAGAAAUGGAUAAGAGGUGCGACUAUAACGGAGUUCUACUGUAAUUAUAUUUCGUUAGAGGAACCACUGAUAUUUUGGAGUUUCUGUACAUGUAGGACAAUUAAUAGACGCACUCCAUCUGCAUAAAUGUUUUGUUUGUACUCAUAAUUUGUACAUAAAUCUUCGUAAGAAUUUAAUAAACAUAUAUUGCACGGUAGACUACAUUUAAUUCGAAAUGUAA
Molecule: messenger RNA, 4505 nt
Organism: Fopius arisanus
Lineage: Eukaryota; Metazoa; Arthropoda; Insecta; Hymenoptera; Braconidae
Exons: 4
Coding region: 239-1492 (417 amino acids)
Source: RefSeq, a predicted model, not a curated record